GGGCCGUCCCUGCGGCCGGUGUCCGCCAUGGCGGCGGCGGCGGGUGACAGCGGCGCCAUCGACUACUCGGUGCACGAGGCGUGGAACGAGGCCACCAACGUCUACCUGCUGGUGGUCCUGGCCAGCCUCGCCCUCCUCGUCUACGCGCGGCGGAACAAGAGAAGGAUCAUGCGCAUCUUCACCCUGCCUCCAGCCGCCGAGACGCCGCCCGAGCCCAACUUCUACGACAGCAUGAAGAAGAUCCGCUUGCGGCAGCAGCUGGAGAUGUACUCCAUCGCACGGAAGUAUGAACAGCAGCAGCAGCCACCAAAACAGACUGAAAGCAUACAGCUCUCGGUGGAAUGAAACCCACAACUGUAGGAACUCAGGAUGCAUUUCCAGUGCUGAUGAUAAGAGGCCUCCUAAUUGAUGUGUAGCCGAAGGCAAGGGGGAAAGGAAGGAGACUCUCCUAAAAACUUUGUUCUCAGUAGCUUUUCUCUGAGUCCCAUGAAGAAAACAGAGUGCCCGCUGAAACAUCCAGCAUGAAAGUAGGGAAGACCUCAGAGAAACCUCUUGAGGGCAGACAGGUGCAGUCUUACAGAUGUUUUAUUUCUCUCUCUGCCGGCACCUUGGAAGUUGGUUUUUACUUUCUCUGGCAAGAUGCUCUAGAGAAAGCAAGGCAGUACCUACCUGCCUGGAAACCCUUUUGUUUCCUUGAUCAUGCAGUGUUGAAUGUGCUGUAUGUGUUCAGUAUAUGUGAAGAUGCUGAGGCAUUCCCGCCCAGCAGAGGCAAAUAGCUUCCAGGGCCAGAAGCAUCGUUGGCGGUAGUACAAAAAGAUUCAGUGCUCUGUGUUUAUGUGGGAGGUAGGUGUGUGAUACCGUGAACCCUUCCUAGAGGGACUUUGAGAAAUACACAGUGAACUGCACAUCAAGAUGACAGCUAAAGCCAAUACCGUACCUUUAAUAGCAAUGGGGGUUAGCUUCAUUUACUGCAAUUGCUUUAAAAAAUGGGAUUGUCUAUAAAAAUUUGCAUAAAGAUCACACCCCAGUUUCUUUCUAAGUAAAUCACAAAAUCGGCUAAUGUAAAGAGUACUGCAGAAAUUACUUCUUAAUAAAAGCAUCUAAGAACUGAAA
Molecule: messenger RNA, 1113 nt
Organism: Colius striatus (speckled mousebird)
Lineage: Eukaryota; Metazoa; Chordata; Aves; Coliiformes; Coliidae
Gene: SMIM19
Product: small integral membrane protein 19
Exons: 3
Coding region: 28-345 (105 amino acids)
Source: RefSeq, a predicted model, not a curated record